This is a messenger RNA of Chelonoidis abingdonii (Abingdon island giant tortoise), 678 nucleotides long. NCBI's taxonomy places the organism in Eukaryota, Metazoa, Chordata, Testudines, Testudinidae. The record is from RefSeq and is a predicted model, not a curated record.
AUGAGAAGCACCUUCUCCUUCCCUGCUCUGGUGAAGAGGAUGCUGCUAUUACUCCUGCUCCCUGUGGCCGUUCUCCUGCCCCCCAGGGCUCGAGCUGAGGAGAUCAUUGGAGGAUGGGAAGCUCAGCCUCACUCCAGACCAUACAUGGCCUUCGUGAAGAUAGAGAAAGGAGGACACUGUGGAGGGUUCCUGAUCCGGAAGGAUGUGGUGGUGACGGCGGCUCAUUGUAACUGCAACCUUGGCACUAUCACUGUGGUCCUGGCAGCUCACAAUGUUUCCAGGCAGGAACCAGGAAGGCAGGAGAUCUGGGUACGUCGCCGAAUCCCCCACCCAGAAUACAAUGAUGAGACACUUGGAAAUGACAUCAUGCUGCUGCAGCUGGAGUCCCCGGCACAGGUGAAUGACUGGGUGAGACCCAUUAAGCUGCCAAAGGCGAGGCAGAAAGUCAAGCCAGGCACAAGGUGCAGUGUGGCUGGAUGGGGACUUACUAGCUCAGACCCUGAGAAGACUUCAGAUGUGCUGAUGGAGGGUGAUUCUGGGGGCCCCCUGGUGUGUGAUGGGGUGGCUCAAGGCAUUGUCUCCUGGGAUUUUAAGGAUCAGUCUCCUCCUGAAGUCUACACGAGACUCUCACACUUCAUCCCCUGGAUAAAGAAAAUGAUGAAAAAGUUACCUCAUUAA